This is a messenger RNA of Cinara cedri, 6776 nucleotides long. Lineage: Eukaryota; Metazoa; Arthropoda; Insecta; Hemiptera; Aphididae. The record is from the annotation of a GenBank genome assembly.
AUGGAGGGACCGUGGAGAGUAAACGGUUAUAGAAUACAGCCGACAAGAUCGAUAAUGGCGCAGUGAUAAUGCGGAGUGUAGAAUAUUCGGGACCGAUUCCGAGGUGUCGGAAAACAGGGAAAGUAAAACGGUGUUCAGACGUAAUCGAAACGUCACCGUCGUCGAAAAACGGUUUUCUUCAGAAUUUGUAUUUGGGUUCCGCGAGUGGCACGAAAACCCGUUUUCUUUUCCGAAUGAUCGUGGCCAUUAUUACGCGCGUUACGUCAAACGCCCAUUGACCAUUACUCCGCAUGUACACGACUGUACGACGAACAUUUCCACCGUCCAAUUCACAUAUAGUCUGCUAUAUUUAAUCGUUUUCAAGAUGUUCGGCCCGUGAAAAAUUCGUUCUAGUUUACUAUUCACUCGUAUUGCUAUUGGAAUCAUUUAUUGGCGCGCGAAUCAUUCUCGGAACUUUCUUCUGUACUGGACUAUCGGUUUUCUUUGGUCAAUUUUUUGUGAACAGCCACGUUUCCGCUCCGUAUGUGAUAACCCGACGUGUAUAAUAAUGUAUUGUACCUGAUCUACAUGCGGCAAAAACAAUACGGACUCACUGCGGUGGUAUGCCCAAGAAAUAUCAAUGGGACGGGAUGUAGCAAAUAAAAAUCACGAAUAAACCAUAAAUUCAUCUUCUAUAUCCAAAUUCACUGUGGGAAUUUGUAAUUUGAAAACCAUAUCCUAAAAAAAGCCAAUUUCUAAUCAAUAUGUUAAGUUUUUCUUCGUAAUUUGUCUAAAAUAUAUGCAUUACGAUUAUUACAUUAAAUUACUCAUAUUUUUUUUUGUAUUUUAAGCAACGGGGCGGGGGAUACAACCCGUAACCUCUCCCACGCCACUGUCAUAUUCUGCCCUCUCGUUUUCCUAUACUGACGGGGGAAAAAAAACACAAAUCGUGUACGUAGAAAUUAUGUACGAUUUAAGUAUUUAUGUAUUGGAAAAAUAAAAAAAUCGCAAUUUAAAUCCUUCGCCAACGGUGGCGGUGGUGGUGGUGGUGAUGGUGUAGUGGGAAAAACUGUCUGCAGCAAUGAUCGUGUAUAUAUUAUUAUGUACUUGCACACACACAAACGCGCAACAAUCGCGAGCCUCGAGCUUUUUUCCAUACGUAUAUAUAUAUGCGUAGGUACCUAAGUGAAAACGAUUGAAAUUUAUUUUAUACAUAAUGCGCAUUGCACGUUACAGUUAUACAGUCUGCGGAGUCUGAUGCAAAGCAACUUGAAAAACCAAGGGACCGCGCCGCUGGGCAACAAUUUCCGACCGCCUCAACCGCUGCACAAUCGGCUGGUGCGCACCAAUAUCGAUUUCAACCUGAGAAAGGUAAUUUACUGUAAAUAUUAUUUUAAAAAAAAAAAAAAAAAUAAAUAUAUAUACAUUCAUAUGUGCCAGGUACCUAUAUUAUAAUAUUAUGUAUACGUAUAUCCGUUUACCUAUUGCGUAUUCCGAAUAUGGAUUCGAUGUUAUUAAUUUGUCAAUUUGUUAAUAUUGUCAAGUUGGUAUAAACCAUAAUCGUUUUACCGGAUUUCAUUUUGACAGUAUUGUUAGAGAAAAGGUUUUGAGAUUGCUUCUGGUUUAUAGCGAAGAUGUGUUAUUGGUUUUUGCCGUUACUCGUUUUUUACGCGAAAAACCUUUUUUCGGUAAGUGAUAAUCUGCUUCAAAUUAUUUACACCGUCACGCUUCGUACAUUAAAAAAUGCGGAUAUUUCGACCGGGUGGAACUUUAUCUCGACAAAUUGUCUGAAUUCCAAACACUUGAAAAAAGUGACAACCGUCAGUUUUAUUUCAAUAGAUAGCUGUAAUAUUACUAUGGUCACAAGGGAAGAACGUGUUUAAACAGCAGAGCACGGUCACUAGAGUUGAAUCCUUCCCCCCCCCUUCCCGCCAUAUGUAUAAUAAAUAUAUUUUUUGGUAAAAAAAUAAAUAAUAUCACUACAUUACCUACUUUCAAAAAUAUUAAUUAUAUUAAUAAUUUGAGGAUAAUCACGGUAAAAGCAUCACGGUUGAAAGUUGAAAAUCAUCAAUAUACGUUCUUGAUGCACCGUGUGUAUACAAAAUUUCAUCCCCCGGGCUUUUUUUGGUAGGGUUCAAAGAUAAAAAAAAAAAUGCACUAUUCUCCAAUAACAAUGUAGAUAAAUUGAAACAUUAAAAUGUAAUCCAACUUUUAUCUACACCAAUUAGCCUAUAAAGUAACUCCAGAGUUUGAGAUAGUUUGGGUUAGAAGAAGCUGUGAGGAAUUAUACAUAAUUGUAGUGCAAAGAAAAAUACUCGAAACAAUAGGCUAAAAUAUAGGUCUCUAAUAUUUUGUACCUUUUAAAGAAAUUGCAUCUGAUUGGUACUUUAAACAUGUUAUUUUUCAAUAUUCUAGAGGAUUUUCAUGGGAAAAAUACAAGGAAAAAAGGAAAAUCUAUGAAAUGUAUUAUUUUCAAUUUUGUGAUUCAAUUAAAAAUAUUCGUUGAAACAAAAAUUUAUAUAUUUUUUUUUUUUUAUAGAUAACGUGGUAAUACUGUAAAAACAUUUGAGCCAUAUCUGUGCUCUUUUAUAGACAUUUUAAUUAUAUUAGUUUAAUUUUUAUUCGGUAGGUAAUUUAUGGAUAAAAUUACUAGUCCAGACAGAAAUGUUUGAAAAUUUGACAUAAAGUUCAUUAUAAUUCGUACUUUGCGGUCAAAAAAAAAAAAAAAAAUCGAUUGAAAUAAAAAAUUUUAUUAAUAAGAAUUUUUAUAUCAAAUUUGAAUAUUACUUCUUUUUAAAACAUGUUUAACCGAACAUCAUUUAGAAUUGUUGCGUACAGAUAUAAAUUAAAUUCCCAUCUGGAUCCUAAUGUCCCAACUUCUCACCUACAACAGCGGCCCAUUCAUUGCGUGAAGUAUGUCAGUCUUUUUUUUUUUUUUUUUUUUACAUACAAUACACCUACAAUAUUAAAAUAUUAUUUUGUACGGACGUUCGAUCGUUAACUCUGAAAAACGUCAACCAUACGUAAGGGGAAUAUUGUACCCAACAUUUUAAUUGGGUUUCUUUUAUUCACGAGCCUUUUAUACUGUGAUGAAUUUUACCCCGAUCAGAGAAAUUGACACUUUAUGGGAUUAUUAAUAUUAUAUUAUAUUGUCGCUAUCGGUAUCGCUUUGUAAUCAUUUGAAAACAAGUUCAUAGUAACUAUUGUUUCAUAAUGCAAAAAGUUAAAUUAAAAUUACGAUUCCGUUUUAACAGCGAUAAUGCUGCGGCUGUCGAACGCGGUAUUAUCCAACGCAUAGCGAAUAACGGUAUGCGGUUGUGCGCGGUUUUUGACUGCAUACUCGAACGCCGGCGUUUUAUGUUGUAGUGUCGACAAAAACCUCGUCAAAAACCUUUGAAACAAUAUAAUAAUUGUGUAAAUAACCUAUAUGCAUGUAUCGUUUCGAUAUAUUUCAACCCUAUCCGUAGGAGACACAAGAAUUAUUAAACGGCGAUAUUUCACGUAACCACGUCUCUCUGAUUAACACAAAAGAUACCCAAGCAUAAUGGGAACGAGUGCAGCCACUAUUAUACGUAAUUUAAUGUACAUCUGUAAGCAACGAUAAACCAUCGCUAACGAAAUGAAAACGGAUUUCAGUCGAUAGUGAUUCUUUGUCAACAAUAUACAUGUUACGCAUUAUGGUAAAAUAAUCAAAUAUGCAUUAUACAUUUUCUUUGAUAAUAUUUGUUCAACGCUGUACCGAUUUCACCGUUUUUCUAAGUUUCUCUCGGUCUCCCGUGUUUUUUCCCGGUUUUUCAUAAUUUUUAAGUAAACUCCUGGGAAAAUCGAAAAAUGGCCUCCUUACAGUACCUCCCCACGCUGAUUUUCUUUCAAAAAACGUGCUAUUGAAAAUCGAAGCAAGAUAUUUGGUAGAUAAGUUGCCCACAGAUAAAAAAAAAAAAAAAAAAACAUUUUUGUAAAACCAUAAUCUUCUUCAAUCCACCUAGAAUCUGAAAUAGCGAAAAAAAUAGCGUCGACGUUAUGUGCUUAUCAUAAUGUUCUUCUCUUGUUGCGCGUUUGUAAGAAAAAUGGAAACAUACAACGCAUAGUAGGACGUUGGAAAAUAAUAAGAAAACUUUCUAAAAUCCAUGGCAUGUCCUAUAACUUAUACGCGGUGUAAAACAAUUGGAGGUUUUUUACUAAUCGAAAAGAUGUUUACAUACGUUAAAAAAGAAAUAAUAAUUAUAAUAGUAAACAUACUAUUCAAAUACAUUAGUAUAAACCAAUAUUAUCGAGUUUUUGAACUAGAAGAAUGAUAUUAUCUAAAUGGAUUUUUGUUUUUCAUAUUAAUUUUUUAUACCAACCGGUGUAAAAAGAAAAAUCCUAGCGAACAACGGUCAAGAGGACGACUGGGCGAGCAUUUUUUGAUCUGUGAAAGCAUUGGGUCAAAAAACAUUUUGUCUCGAAAUGAAUAAGAACAAUCGUAAAAAACAACCUAUAAUGAAAAUAGCAUAACACGAUUUUAAUUAUAAAACGACACGGUGACCAUUAAGUUUAUUAUCGCUUUCAAAAAAAAGUUACGUAUUUCUUUUUGUAAUUAUUGUGAAAAAGGCCACUUUUCAAUCUACCGUCUUGUUCGAAUUAAAUAGAAAAUCGAUUUGACGUCGUACCCCAGAUAACGUUGUUUUCGUUAUAUUUACAUACAGAGUACAAAUUCUAGAAUCUCAUUGAAGAGUACAAUUGUUGUUGUUUAUUACCACGGGACCGUGUUUUUGAACGGAUUUCACGAUUACACAAUAGAAAACACACGCGAUUAAAACCCAUUUCAAAAUUAACCCCUCCGCGAUACAUUAGGAGGAGUUAAAAAUCACUGUUUAAACUUUACUCCCGGACCUGGUUAAAUUUCACUAGUGAACAGUGAAUAUUUACACCCGAUCGAAUAUCACGGUGCCAGUUUUCGCGGUUAUUCCGGGACCAUUUUAAAAUUUAUACGAAUGUCGAUUUUAAUGUUUUCGAAGCGAAAAUUGAUUCAAAUUUUCAAUAAUUCUGUUAAAAUCGUCCACACUAAAAGUUGUUUCGUUUUUCUUUUAUACUAGACGUUUAGUUGGCGCAUUGGUGAGGAAGUGAUAUCAUUUGAUUUUCUUAGCGAUUUUCUGUCAACCUUCGGUAGGUAUAAGUUUUGUCGGAUUGUCUCAGUAACGAUUGAAAAAAUGCGGCUAAUAAUACCCGCCUCAGAAUAGUUUUCCGUUACCAACGGUCUAUCGUUGCGUACAGAUAUACGGAUACAUAAAUUAUAAUAUCCUUCCGGUUGUUUUCAUUCCUGUAACGGCGGCACACCCGUCAGCGGUAUAGGCCAUUUUUUGUGUUUUGUUUUGGGUUUUUUCUUUUUUUUUUUUUACGAGGGAAAAUAAUCGUCGUGCGGAAUAAUGGUUUCGACGUGGCGUAACCUAUACAUUAUAUUAUUAAUUUUGUUUGUCGGUUUAAAAAAACAAAAAAUACGUGUCUACAUAUAUAUAUUGUAUAAACGUCGACUUGUAUACCUGUAAAUUGAUUGAAACUAUACGAGUCUAACGAUAAAAAAAAAAAAAAAAUAGUAUAAUAAUAAUAAUAAAUAAAUAAAAAACCCGUCGUCGUCGUUAGUUUGUCGAGUUUAAAAACUGCCGGAACAACGGACGCUUUUAUUUUUUCGUAUUUGUUUUUAUUAAUUUUUUUUUUUCAUUCGCAGGACGAUGAAAAAUACUGCCCGAGCAUGCACAAAGAAGUAUACUACAAGGGUAAGUUAAUUGCCGGUUAUACGUUUGUCACGAUUUAUUUAUUCAUUUAAUAGCCGGCCGCGUGUCGGCGAACAAAUUUACACGAGCAGAGUUCUUUUUUUUUAUCUAUGCCCCCAUAUACACCCCUAUUUAUACCUACCUUUAUUAUAAUAUAGUAUUCCUCGCCGCUUCUCCCACCGAAACGCCGCCGCCCACACUUCCGACCACCCGGUACAUACACAACACAGUUGUAUACCGCGGUUAUAUUACAACCUCGGCGUAUACCUAUAGCGGAUAAUAUCGGGUCGCGUGCAUAAUUUAUACCGUCAUUUCUCCGGUUCGCCACAGCGAAUUUUGUGCGAACGCAGACCCGUACCGCCUUUGCGUUACGUACACUUACCUACACAGAAUAUUAUAAUAAUACGCGUUUUGUUAUGUGUUUCAGCCAACGAGUGGAAACCGCACUAAUGUGUAUGGGUACUAUCCCUAUAUACGAUACACUACAUGUUACACACACACGCACACUGUACUCGAGCCGAAAAACAUAACAUAACGCAACUGGAAAAUCCGUCGUCACCGGAAAUCGGAAAAACGACAUCUUUAAAAAAAAAAAAUAUAUAUAUAUAUAAUAAGUGUAAAAAUAUUAAAAAAUUUAAAAAAAAAAAAAAAAAAAAACAUAAGUAUAAUAUUUUAUGUAUCAUAAUAUUACGCGAGAAGAAAAUUUCAAUCGAAAUAUGGCUUUUCCGAUGUUUCUACGUAAAAUAAUAUUAUUAGAAAAAAAAAAAAAAUAUUCUCAAAAAAUAAUGCACUACUUCCCUCACACCUUACCCUCACCGAGGACUCUGAACUGACCGGUUUCGGCAGACGCGAUGAAAGCUCGGGUGUAAUUCCCCGUACCUUUCGUUUUUUACCGUCUGUCCGCGUAUUAUAUUAAUAAUUUUUCAGUUUUUUUUUUCUCGUCAAAUAAUAUGCGUUAGUUUUUUAUAGCUCAUCAACUCGCUAAUUUACUUUAAUAAACAAAUAAACAAAAUAUUACUUAAAUUAUUACGGCGCGGAAGUUAUCGC